This is a messenger RNA of Galeopterus variegatus (Sunda flying lemur), 1822 nucleotides long. RefSeq names its product reticulocalbin 3, EF-hand calcium binding domain (gene RCN3). Gene Ontology annotation, molecular function: calcium ion binding. Gene Ontology annotation, cellular component: endoplasmic reticulum. The transcript has 7 exons. The record is from RefSeq and is a predicted model, not a curated record. Bases 370 to 1356 code for a protein of 328 amino acids. NCBI's taxonomy places the organism in Eukaryota, Metazoa, Chordata, Mammalia, Dermoptera, Cynocephalidae.
UGACAAAGGAAAGGGAAAAAAAUACAUUUUCCGGGAGGCUGUGGCGCAAGAGCCACUGGAGGUGGUUGGGCAGGGCGCCCCGACAGCUGCCGGGAGUCGUAGUCCCCCCUAGCCGCGUCGCCCAGGCGUCGCCCACCCGGCCUUGGCUGGGCAGACGCGCUUUCCUCUGUGGACGUGGCAAGGGGCGUCCGCGGGCUCCCGGCACGCGUUAGCCCCGCCCCGCGGGGGCCUUCGCGCGCGCUCAUUGGUCGGGAGGCGUGGCCUCUGCGCUGCGGGAGGCUGCCUGGCUGGAGCGCGGCCAGACUGGGCAUCUUUGGGAGCACUGAGUGGAGCGUGGAGAGUGAAGCGAAUCUGGAUAACGGGGGACCGAUGAUGUGGCGACCAUCACUUUUGCUGCUUCUGUUGCUGCUAAGGCGUGGGGCCCAGGGGAAGCCGUCACCUGACGCCGUCCCUCAUGGCCAGGGGAGGGUGCACCAGGCGACCCCCCUGAGCGAGGCCCCUCAUGAUGACGCCCACGGGAACUUCCAGUACGACCAUGAGGCUUUCCUGGGACGGGAAGUGGCGAAGGAAUUCGACCAGCUCAGCCCAGAGGAAAGUCAGGCCCGUCUGGGGCGGAUUGUGGACCGCAUGGACCGCGCCGGGGACGGUGACGGCUGGGUGUCGCUGGCCGAGCUUCGCGCGUGGAUCGCGCACACGCAGCAGCGACACAUACGGGACUCGGUGAGCGCGGCCUGGCACACGUACGACACGGACCGCGACGGGCGUGUGGGUUGGGAGGAGCUGCGCAACGCCACCUAUGGCCACUACGCGCCCGGUGAAGAAUUUCACGACGUGGAGGAUGCAGAGACCUACAAAAAGAUGCUGGCUCGGGACGAGCGGCGUUUCCGGGUAGCUGACCAGGAUGGGGACUCGAUGGCCACUCGGGAGGAGCUGACAGCCUUCCUGCACCCUGAGGAGUUCCCUCACAUGAGGGACAUCGUGAUCGCUGAAACCCUGGAGGACCUGGACAAGAAUAAAGAUGGCUACGUCCAAGUGGAGGAAUACAUCGCGGAUCUGUACUCGGCGGAGCCUGGGGAGGAAGAGCCGGCCUGGGUGCAGACAGAACGGCAGCAGUUCCGGGACUUCCGGGAUCUGAACAAGGACGGGCGAUUGGAUGGGAGUGAGGUUGGCUACUGGGUGCUGCCCCCGUCCCAAGACCAGCCACUGGUAGAAGCCAACCACUUGCUACAAGAGAGCGACUCGGACAAGGACGGGCGUCUGAGCAAAGCUGAGAUCCUGGGCAACUGGAACAUGUUUGUGGGCAGCCAAGCCACCAACUAUGGCGAGGACCUGACACGGCACCAUGAUGAGCUUUGAGUUCUGACGUGCUCCGCCACAGCCUCAGAGCCCCAUGGGACCCCCUGAGGAGGGGCGACAGUGGCCGGCCCCCUCCCUCUCCCAGCCCCGAGGGAUGCUGCUGUGUCCUCCUACCCCUGGGCUCUCAGGGAACCACCUGGGUCAGUUUCUCUCCUUGAGACAUUCCCAGUUCUCCCCACCCUGCCUCAGGGGCUCUCCCAGACCCAGAGUGUGAGUGACACUAAUUUCUGAAUGGUGGAAUCUUCCAGCCCAGACCCAGGGACCCUCACCCCAAACUCAGCCUCUAAGAGCCUCCGUUACACACCCCAGUUGCAAAUCUGAGUCCCUGCUCCUAACAGCCUGGCCAUAGACCCUCAGAGAAGAUCUAGAAAUGGGAGACACAAGAAAAGGAAUGGGGGGCCGGCCCGUGGCUCACUCGGGAGAGUGUGCUGCUGAUAACACCAAGGCCCCGGGUUCGGAUCCCAUA